UAUCGAAAAAAUAUCAGAAAAUCCAUGUUGUCCAUUAUGUCACAAAGAUAUGUCCAAUAACGAGACUAUGGACCUUACUACUGAAUUAUCUGAUGAAAUACUACAUUUGCCAGAUAAUAUAAGACGAGCGGAAAAGAUUUUGAAAGAAAAUCAGUUAAAAUACGAAAACUUACUGCAGUUAAAGCCUGUCAUUGAAAAGGUCGCAAAGCUAGAAAAGGAUAUACCUAAACGCAAGAAACAGUUAAAUGAUAUUAAAGAUAAAUUGGCAGCAUGUGCUAUUGAAUUAGAUACUUUACAACAGCAAAUUGCGGAACCAACUGCAAAAAUGGAUUUGGCUAACUCAAUGUUAAGUGACAUGACUAUUUUGGAUGAAGCUAUUAAGGAUGUUGCACGUUUUAAAGAUGAACUACAUAAAUUAAAGACUAAAUUACCGAGUGACUAUAAUCCAGAUGAUACUGUUUCUAUAGAAAAUCUUCAAUUAGAAAAAACUACACUCUCGGCAGAAUUGGAAAAUGAACGAAAAAGUAUAGAAAAUAUGCAACAUUUAUACGAAAAAGUAAUGGAAUCUUUGAAUACCCUUCGCGAAAAAAAGAAUACGUUAAAAGACGAACAGAUAAAAUUACAGGAAGGUGUACAGUCUUUGCCACAAUUAAAAGAUAGACAAAUUGAACUUGUUAAUCUAGUUGAAACGGUUAAAAUCGAAUUACAACAAUCACAAGCGAAAGUUAAUCCUUUGGGACAGAAGCUUAAAACUGCUAUAGUUGAAAAAGCUAAAUGCAAAGAAUUGAAUCGGAAAAAGUUGCAACAACUACAGUCAAAGUUGGAAAAGCAUAAAAAUCUGAAUCAGGAUAUAAAAAGGUAUAUAAGAAAAUGACUUUAU
Molecule: messenger RNA, 880 nt
Organism: Teleopsis dalmanni
Lineage: Eukaryota; Metazoa; Arthropoda; Insecta; Diptera; Diopsidae
Product: DNA repair protein RAD50-like
Exons: 4
Coding region: 50-874 (274 amino acids)
Biological process (GO): telomere maintenance via telomerase; telomere maintenance via recombination; double-strand break repair
Cellular component (GO): Mre11 complex; condensed nuclear chromosome
Molecular function (GO): G-quadruplex DNA binding; single-stranded telomeric DNA binding; double-stranded telomeric DNA binding
Source: RefSeq, a predicted model, not a curated record